Molecule: messenger RNA, 2460 nt
Organism: Chironomus riparius
Lineage: Eukaryota; Metazoa; Arthropoda; Insecta; Diptera; Chironomidae
Source: the annotation of a GenBank genome assembly
AUGCUCUGCAAUUGUAGGAUUGUAUCGUUAAUAAUAGUUCUAUUGUUAUCAUCAAUCAAAUCAGAUGAAUUUAGUGAUUAUGAAAAUACUUUGUUGAACAACGAAGACACGCGCUAUGAUAAUAUCCCAAAUCAAAAUAGUAAUCAGCAUGGCAAGUGCAUUUCACAUAAUCUUGAAAAUGAGGCAAUUGAAGAGCGUGGGAUGAUCAUGAAGGAAGCUCAAACAUCAUUCAUUCCAUAUUGUCGUCAUGAGAAUUUGGCAAAUAAUGGACAAGACUUGAAAUUUGAUCCAUUGCUGUCGGAUUUAAAGAAGAGAAAUAGGAGAAUGGCUGACGUGAUAAAUGCAUUGCACUUUGAAAGCAUGCACACUCUGACACCUGAUCAGAUUCGGUCAUCACAAGCAAAUAUAAUGAAGCGAUACAUGGACACAACGGUUAAUCCUUGCAAUGACUUUUAUUCGUACGCUUGUGGCAAUUGGGCAAAACAUAACUCCAUACCGUCUGAUAAAAUCGCUUACGACACAUUUGAAAUAUUGAGGGAGUCACUUGACAAGGCACUUAAAGAUCUAUUAUCAGAUGAAAAAGAAGAAAGGAAGAAGAUUAAGAGAAAUAAGAGAACGCAUGACAAGCGAUUACGUCGUCAUGAGAAAAAUGCAGAAAUGAAGGCAAAGAAUCUCUUCCAAUCAUGUAUGAAUUAUGAUCAAAUUGAAAAGCGGAAUAUUGAGCCAUUGAAAGAAUUAUUGGAGUCACUAGGUGGAUGGCCUUUACUUGAUAAAAAUUGGGAUGAAAAAAAUUUCGAUUGGUUGGAACUUGUUGCAAAUUUAAGAAGAUUCAAUAAUGAUAUACUGAUUAUGCAAUAUGUUGGUGCUGAUAUCCACAACUCUAACCUUAAUGUGAUUCAAUUUGAUCAAACUACUCUCGGAUUACCAACAAGGGACUACUUUUUGAAGACUGUUAAUGAAAAGUACCUAAAUUCUUACAGAAAUUUCAUUACACAGACAAUAAAUUUACUCGGUGUUGAGCAUUUCGAGGCAAAGGAUCGAGCUGAUGAAAUUAUUGAGUUUGAAACAAAUCUUGCGAAGAUCAUGAGUGCACAAGAGGAUCGAACGAAUAUUUCUGAAUUAUACCACAACAUAACUUUAGCUGAGCUAUCAAAAGAAAUUCCUGGUAUCGACUGGAUUCGAUAUUUAACUAUUGUACAGGAACGAGUUGUGGAUAGCAAUGAGGUUGUCAUUAUGUUUGCUAAGCACUAUAUGCAGGAGCUUGUGAAAUUGAUAGACAACACAGAACCGGCAAAUGUUGCAAAUUACUUAGUAUGGAGAUUUGUAAGGCACAGAAUCAAUAACUUGGACAAUAGGUUCUUAGAAGUCAAACAGAAGUUCUAUCAGGAAUGCUUUGGACGAGAGAAAUCACCAGAGAGAUGGAAACAGUGCAUUUCGCAAGUGAACAGUAACAUGGGCAUGGCCGUAGGUGCUCUUUUCGUUCGUAAAUAUUUUGACGAGAAUUCUAAACUAGACACACUGACAAUGGUACGUGAACUUCAAAUAAGCUUCAGAGAGAUUUUAAAUGAAACAGACUGGAUUGAUGAAGUGACAAAAACGACUACAAUUAAGAAACUCGACAAUAUGUCUUUGAAAAUUGGUUUUCCGGAUUUUAUAAUUUCUAGGCAUAAAUUAGACGAGAAAUAUUCAGCGCUGCAUAUUCAUCCAGACAAAUAUUUCGAAAAUACUCUGAAUGUUUUGAAAUAUAUAAAUAAAGAGGAACAGAAGAAGGUCGGACAACAUGUCAAUAAGACAAUUUGGCAAACAUAUCCAGCCAUUGUUAAUGCCUUUUAUUCGCGUAGCAAAAAUCAAAUCAUGUUCCCAGCGGGAAUUCUCCAACCACCGUUCUAUCAUCGAUAUUUCCCAAAAAGUAUUAAUUAUGGUGGAAUUGGCGUUGUGAUUGGACAUGAAUGCACUCAUGGCUUUGACGAUAAAGGUCGUCUCUUUGAUAAAGAUGGAAAUUUAAACAAAGUCUGGUCCGAUUACUCAAUAAAACAGUUUCGAGAGAAGGCGAAGUGUUUAAUAAAACAAUUUAAUAAAUAUACAUUGACUGAGAUAGGACAAUCGAUUGACGGGGAAACGACGCAAGGAGAAAACAUAGCAGAUGGUGGUGGAUUGAAUCAAGCAUAUCGUGCGUACACGCGUUGGUUAAACAAUCAAAGAGAUCCAAAAGUUCUCGAGCAUGAAGUCUUUCCAGAACUAAAUCUGACGAGUAAACAGCUGUUUUUCCUUAAUUUUGGCCAAGUCUGGUGUGGAGAAAUCCGUGAAGAAGCGAAUAAAAAUAAAAUGAAGACCGCAGUUCAUUCACCUGGACGAUUUAGAGUGAUAGGCGCAUUAUCGAACUUCGAUGAAUUUUCCAAAGAAUUUAACUGCCCCAUUGGCAGUCCAAUGAAUCCACAAAAUAAAUGCAAAGUAUGGUAA